AUGGUAGAAGACACCAAAACGAGGACCAAAGGAAGCAGAAAAGGCAAGAACACCCAGGUUCGGGUUGACAAUAAUGCCACGAGCGAGAACGAGCCGGAGGCCAUCAAUGAUGAAGCCGACGAAGACACCGAUUCCGACUCCGACUUUGAUGAUGGCGACAAGCGAUAUAACUUUCGCACCCUAGCAAAGCUCCUCGAACCCGGAACGUACGACAAGAAACACCCGAAAUGGAGCCGCUCCCUCGACGAUGCUUUAAUCAACGCCCUGCGUGGAACAAUCGACACUACCGGAGAACACAAUGUAAAUUACCUCGUUCUAGAUGUAAUCAAGGAGUACCUUACUUUCAACCAAGUGUGGAGAAAGAUCGAAAACGGUCUCACGAAUGAAGCCACCAAGACGUCUCACAGACUUGCGCUUAUCUCGCAACUCAACGAUACAAAGAUGUUUAACUCGGACACCAGAAAGCUAAUUCAAGAGAUCCGGUCCAUACAAACCGAAAGCAGCCUCCUUGGCAAACCAUUCGCCGAUGAUACAUUGUUCUCGGCUCUGCAGAAAUGCACGAUCCGGCAUCCGGUGUACAAGGAGACGGUUGCCACCGUCCAUCAAAUCGAUUUCAACGCCCUUGCCACUGCACUAAGCAUCCGGCAGACCGCUGUCGAGAGCGUCCCCGCACAAAGGAUCGACCCUCGACAAGCCAGUGCUAGAACCGCCGGCAACGACGAUCAAAACGAACGGGCCAGAGAGACCGAAGCCGAAGCCGACAACAGCCACGCGAGCUCGAGGAAUGCAAGCAAAUCACGCCGAAUCCGAUGCUGGGUCUGCAAGCGACCGGGACAUGGUAUCAGUCAAUGCGACGCCUUGGUUACCAUUCCCAAGGACUCCCCCCUCGCUGAACCUAAAUAG
Molecule: messenger RNA, 903 nt
Organism: Ustilago hordei
Lineage: Eukaryota; Fungi; Basidiomycota; Ustilaginomycetes; Ustilaginales; Ustilaginaceae
Exons: 2
Coding region: 1-903 (300 amino acids)
Source: RefSeq, a predicted model, not a curated record